Molecule: messenger RNA, 802 nt
Organism: Helobdella robusta
Lineage: Eukaryota; Metazoa; Annelida; Clitellata; Rhynchobdellida; Glossiphoniidae
Exons: 7
Coding region: 82-759 (225 amino acids)
Source: RefSeq, a predicted model, not a curated record
ACGUUUUUUUGUUUUCUAACUAAAUUUAAACCAAUUAGCUACAUUUUUUUCGGAAUCUGUUUACCAAUUAUUUCGCUCAGAAUGACGUUUUUUCAUUUUGCGAACUGCGUUGCGCUAGCCUACAUUCCUUACCUCAUCAUCUACAAAAGUUCUGGAUUAGCGGAGUACAGCGCUUUCUGGAAGUGUGUGCAGGCCAGUGCAGCCUACCUGGUGACCCAGUUAUGCAAGAUGAUGUUCCUAGCCACUUUCUUUCCUGCCACUGACCACGUGACUGGGCAUUUCGAUUUUGUCGGGGAAUUCUUAAAAGCCACAGUAGACAUAACAGAUUUGUUUGGCUUGUACUUAGUGAUGUCACAAAUUACAGGAAAAGGCCAGUUAAAAUUCAUGAUUGCUGGAGUUGGUUGGUCGUUUGCCGAACUCCUUACAACAGGGUUUUUCCCUCUCUGGAUUGGGGCAAGGGGCGUAGAAUUUGAUUGGAAGUACAUUCACAUGAGUUUCAUGGCUAACAUCAACAUGGUUCAGCACAUUGUGACAGCCAUGCUGGUCUGGUUGUAUACAAGAUCCGACCUGAACAAAGCACAACUGCCCGCAGUUUUUGGACUGCUAGGCCUCUCCUGCUUUAGGACUUUCAUCAUCGAAUUUUUAGCCCAAGUUUUUGGGGCAGGUUUGUGGUUGAUACUGGCGAAGAUAUUAAUGACAUUUUUAUCUGGCAUCAUAGCUCUGAAGAUCUAUGCGACUCUGCCAUCUGUCAAGAUGUGAAAAAACUGAAAACUUAUUUAUUUUUUUUUGUUCUAAAUUGUUU